Molecule: messenger RNA, 1045 nt
Organism: Rhagoletis zephyria (snowberry fruit fly)
Lineage: Eukaryota; Metazoa; Arthropoda; Insecta; Diptera; Tephritidae
Source: RefSeq, a predicted model, not a curated record
GGAAAGGAUUAUGAUUACGUUAAGGUACUUGACUUCUGGAUGCAUGUUUACUGCUUUGGGUUUAUAUUUCCAAAGAGGUGAAACAACCGUUGGACUAGUCGUAGAAGAAACUACUAAAGCCAUUUGGAACUCGCUAAAGCAAAAAUAUAUGCCACUUCCUAGUACGGAAAGAUGGAAAGAUAUUUCAAAAAGAUUUUUUGACUUAUGGCAAUUACCGAACUGCUUAGGGGCUAUCGAUGGAAAACAUAUCCGAAUUCAAAAGUACCCGAAUUCCGGAUCAGCCAAUUUUAAUUAUAAAAACUAUCAUUUGGUAAUUUUAAUGGCUAGUUGCGAUGCUGAUGGCUUAUUUACAAGUACAGAAUGUGGCUUUGCGGGUCGAAAUAGCGACGGAGGUGUUUUCCGCGUUUCAACUUUUGGUCGUUGGUUGGAUAGCAAUAAUAAUUUACCAUCUUCAAGCAGACUUCCGUAUGACGAAAGUGACAAUCAAUUUCCGUAUUAUUUUGUGGCCGACAGCGCAUUCCCCUUGAGGAAAAAUAUAAUGCGACCUUUCCCCGAAAGAAAUAUAAAUAAUAAAAGGCGAAUAUUCAAUUAUAGAUUGAGUCGUGGUAGAAAAAAUAUAGAGUGCGCUUUCGGAAUGAUGACUCAGAAGUUCCAGGUUUUUUUAACACCUAUACGUUGCCGAAAAUACGAAACUAUUAUUUCAAUCGUUCAGAGUGCUUGUAUUUUACAUAAUUAUAUACGAAUAACAGACGGGGUACCAUACAGAACCUCUUUACAAGAAGCUACACGUAUCCAACAAAGCCAAGAAAUUCUGCCAGAGACACACAAUUUUAAUAUAAACGAAAAUACUUCACCUCAAGAUUUGCGCAGUUAUUUAGCUAACUAUUUUGUAUUAUCAAAUGUAGCUUUGCCGUGGCAAUGGAAUUAUUGUUUAUAAAUACAUACAGUGGUCGAAAAGAUUAUAACUGCACCAUGUUUUGACCAAUUUUAACAUAUUAUUUUGCUGUUAUUCUUUAACGUGUAAAUCCAAGUUUCAAACUUUGUG